UUUGAGGUGUACCAGACAGAGAAGUCCGCCAAGAAUGUUAAAGAGGCUGCAAAAUGUCUCGGCGUUCUGCUCCGAGAGUUCGCCCACGAGCCUGCCCUGUGGCGCGAGGUGGACAGCAUCAUGGUAGCUUUGCGACAGAACACACCAGACUCCCAGACCUCCUUCCUCACCUUCCUCUUCAACAUGCUGCCCAAGGACGUCCAACUAAGCAUGGUGGCUGCCGCGGCCGAGCGCUCCCAGGACACAAUGACGCGCUGCCGACUCAUGCUCCUGCUUACCACGACCUUCCCGGAGACCACAGCGCACCAUGGGCUUCAACUGGUGGAGAGCCUCAUCACCGCCGAGAAACACUGCCCCGGCCCCCUCAACCCCUUCAGAAGGAUGUUGGUGUGUGAUCUGCUCCCGAGACUCCUUCAGACACAAGGCUUGGAGGUUCGGCCCAAGACGCUUCAUAACCUCCUCUCUCGGGCCAUUGAGUUCUAUAUCACCUAUGUAACAACACCGUCCAGGGUCCUGCAGGGCAUCAUGGACGGAGAUAGCAAGAUUGAGGAACCCUGGCAACAGCUGUUCACGGUGGUGCAGCUGAUCGGCUGGAACCUGGGAUGGGACCUGGUCAAGGGAUUCCAGAGUACCAGCAACCGUGAAGUCAUCCUCCAACGCAUCCAGAACCUUAUCGAGGGCGGGGCGAGGCUGGGCGGUCCGAAGGGCGAGGGCGGGGAGGACGUGAGGGAGGUCCUCUACACCACUCUGACCAUCUUCCUGCACGCCCUCAUGGACUACACCAAGAGACUGUACCCGGACUUUAACCAGGAGAACGCCUCCUCCACCACCCCGCCCAUGACCCUAGUGGAAGCCUUCAUCCACCCCGAGACCGAGUCCACCGAACCCAGCCUUGUCGUGGCCCCAAAACGCCCCCGCCCCUCCAUCGAUGACGACCCCACCACCCCCAUCAUCACCGUCAGCCGCCCCGCCCCGCCUGGACCCCCCGGCGCGGUGGUGGGGGGCCUGGGGGUGGCGGGGCAGGGGGGGAUAGCCGCUGGGGGUCUGUCGCAAGCGCUGACGACUGCUAUUAAAUGUUGGGAUAUUUUGAAGUCUUAUGAGCAAUUACGAGCUGAGUUCGUGCGCCUGCUGGAGAGCCUGGGUUCGGAGCUGUGGUGGUGGCUGCGUGUGUUCACCGUGGAUGUGUUGAUCUACCAAGGGCGGCUGGCUGAGGCGGCCCGGGAGCUGCGACACACCCUCACCCAGCGGCACACCUCCCUACAGCCCACGGCCUUCAUCAGCACCAACCUCAAGCUGGCCUCGGUGCUGUUUGCCAUCAGUAACUUGUCGGGGGCGGCCGAGGCAGUGUUGGAGGUGGUAGGCCAGCUGCCGGGGUGGGUGGGUGUGGGGGGGUUGACGGGUGACCUCACAGUAACGGCGCCCCCCACGCACCGCCACCUCCACGUCCUGGCCCUCACCCGCCCACAGUGUCUCCAAUUCGCCACCACGCUGCUCAUCCACGCACUCCGCCAGCGGAUCGUGGUGGAGAGGCACUCGGAUGACUUCUGCGUUGGUCAUCUGAUCACGCUGCUGCAGUACGAAUGGCCCAAAUACAGCAGCACGUUUGAGGAGGUGCUGCAGAUCAUACGCAAACAGGGCAGCUUCGCGUACCCUCUCUUCUGCAGCUAUGUUACCACGCCGGACAUCCUCGAGGAGUUCAUGUACCUGGCGACCAAGGAAGGAGGCAGCUUGCAACUCGACAUAAUACCCAUCGCACAGGGAAACAAACAGCAGCGCACCAUCUCGACGAGGGGUGUGGACCGGGACCUCAAGCAAGAUUUCAAGCAGGGGAUGAAGAAGUUGAUGCUGCGGUCCUCCGAGCCCAUCGAAGGAACCAUCAUUACUUUCCUCACGCUGGAAGGCUCCCUCAUACACCAGAACCUUAUGUGAGGCUUGGAAGAACCCUCCUGCGCCACCCUGCCCCUCCCCACCCUGAAGCCUCUUCCGUCAACUUCCCGACACUGACGAGGGGAGGAGGAGGAGGGGGAGCAGAAGGGAUACCAGUUGCCUUCAUAGCUGGAUAUUGGUAAGGCCUCUCUGUGGUCUAUGUAGAGGAGGAGGAGGAGGAGGAGGAGUAGUUGCUGUGAAGAAGAUUGAUAGGCCUUCCACCCUCCUUCUUCCCUUCCUCCUUCCCUUCUCUUUUCUCUCCUUCAAUAUCUUCCCCUCCCUUCCUCCUCUCUUCCGCUUCCUCAUUCCAUCACUUAACCCUACGCCCCUGUCCACCCAGGUAUUAAUCGGGGGUAGUGUCCCGUCUCCUGGGGUCUGUUCUCUUCUCCUGUAAUUCCUUCCCCUUCCGUCUCUCUCCGGCAUAUGACCACAGAUGUUGCGCCGACUAAACCAAACUUUCCCUUCUCCUAUAAUUCCUUCCCCUUCUGUCUCUCUCCGGCAUAUGACCACAGAUGUUGCGCCGACUAAACCAAACUUUCCCUUCUCCUAUAAUUCCUUCCCCUUCUGUCUCUCUCCGGCAUAUGACCACAGAUGUUGCGCCGACUAAACAAAACUUUCCCUUCUCCUAUAAUUCCUUCCCCUUCUGUCUCUCUCCGGCAUAUGACCACAGAUGUUGCGCCGACUAAACCAAACUUUCCAACUUGGUCCCUAGUAGACACAGCCAGAUAUACAGUAUGGUGGAGAUAGAGGGAGGUAUAUUAAGGUUACAGAGCUGGAGUUAUAUUGUAAAGAGGAGAAGGAGGGUCUGAAUAUAUCUCAAGAAUACACAA
Molecule: messenger RNA, 2756 nt
Organism: Eriocheir sinensis (Chinese mitten crab)
Lineage: Eukaryota; Metazoa; Arthropoda; Malacostraca; Decapoda; Varunidae
Gene: IntS10
Product: integrator complex subunit 10-like
Biological process (GO): snRNA processing
Cellular component (GO): integrator complex
Source: RefSeq, a predicted model, not a curated record